This is a messenger RNA of Mastomys coucha (southern multimammate mouse), 3943 nucleotides long. It is a transcript of the gene Gucy2c, whose product is annotated as guanylate cyclase 2C. Gene Ontology annotation, biological process: receptor guanylyl cyclase signaling pathway; intracellular signal transduction; protein phosphorylation. The coding region runs from base 157 to 3375 and encodes 1072 amino acids. Lineage: Eukaryota; Metazoa; Chordata; Mammalia; Rodentia; Muridae. The record is from RefSeq and is a predicted model, not a curated record. The transcript has 27 exons. Gene Ontology annotation, molecular function: protein kinase activity; peptide receptor activity; guanylate cyclase activity.
AGGCUGAGUUUCAUAGCCCGUGUGACCAGUGUGUGACCAGAAAGGUGCGUGGGGAAGAGAAGACCAAGGGACACUGCUAGCGGCUGUCCAGAGGGGCUCCCUGUGUCUCUACAAGCAAGCAAUCCCAGGGGGCAUGGUGCGGCUGUGAGCCGGGUCAUGACGUCACUGCUGGGCUUGGCUGUGCGGUUGCUGCUCUUCCAGCCCACACUGAUGUUCUGGGCCUCGCAGGUGAGGCAGAACUGCAACAAUGGCAGCUACGAGAUCAGUGUCCUGAUGAUGGACAACUCAGCCUACAAAGAACCUAUGCAGAACUUGAGGGAGGCUGUGGAGGAAGGACUGGACAUCGUGCGAAAGCGCCUGCGUGAAGCUGAACUAAACGUGACUGUGAAUGCGACUUUCAUCUACUCCGACGGUCUGAUUCAUAAGUCGGGGGACUGCCGGAGCAGCACCUGCGAAGGCCUUGAUCUACUCAGGGAAAUUACAAGAGAUCAUCAGAUGGGCUGUGCCCUCAUGGGGCCCUCGUGCACGUAUUCCACCUUCCAGAUGUACCUUGACACAGAGUUGAACUAUCCCAUGAUUUCCGCUGGAAGUUUUGGAUUGUCCUGUGACUAUAAGGAGACGCUCACCAGGAUCCUGCCUCCAGCCAGGAAGCUGAUGUACUUCUUGGUCGACUUCUGGAAAGUCAACGAUGCAUCUUUCAAAACCUUUUCCUGGAACUCUUCAUAUGUUUACAAGAAUGGAUCGGAGCCUGAGGAUUGUUUCUGGUACCUCAACGCUCUGGAGGCUGGAGUGUCCUAUUUUUCAGAGGUGCUCAGCUUCAAGGAUGUAUUGAGACGCAGCGAACAGUUCCAGGAAAUCUUAAAGGGUCAUAACAGGAAGAGCAAUGUGAUUGUUAUGUGUGGCACGCCAGAAACCUUCUAUGAUGUGAAAGGUGACCUCAGAGUGGCUGACGACACUGUUGUCAUCCUGGUGGAUCUGUUCAGUAACCAUUACUUUGAGGAUGACACCAUAGCCCCUGAGUACAUGGACAAUGUCCUCGUCCUCACGCUGCCUCCUGAGAAGUCCAUCUCAAACGCCUCUGUCGCUGAGAGGUUUGCACCGGGGAGAAGUGACUUUUCUCUCGCUUACUUGGAGGGAACCUUGCUGUUUGGACACGUGCUGCAGACGUUUCUUGAAAACGGAGAAUCUGUCACCGAUCGCAAGUUUGCUCGUGCAUUCAGGAAUCUCACUUUUCAAGGCUUUGCGGGGCCUGUGACUCUGGAUGACAGUGGGGACAUUGACAACAUCAUGUGUCUUCUGUAUGUGUCUCUGGAUACCAGGAAAUACAAGGUUCUUAUGGCGUAUGACACCCACGAAAACAAAACGAUUCCAGUGGCUACGAACCCCAAUUUCAUCUGGCAGAACCACAAGCUCCCUAAUGACAUUCCUGGGCUGGGCCCUCAGAUCCUGAUGAUCGCCAUCUUCACGCUCACAGGGAUCGUGGUUGUUCUGCUGCUGAUCGCCCUCCUCAUGCUGAGAAAAUACAGAAGAGAUCAUGCACUCCGACAGAAGAAAUGGUCCCACAUUCCCCCCGAAAAUAUCUUUCCUCUGGAGACCAACGAGACCAACCACAUCAGCCUGAAGAUUGACGAUGACAGGAGACGAGAUACAAUCCAGAGAGUGCGACAGUGCAAAUAUGACAAGAAGAAGGUGAUUUUGAAAGACCUCAAGCACAGUGAUGGUAACUUCAGUGAGAAACAGAAGAUAGAUCUGAACAAGUUGCUGCAGUCUGACUACUACAACCUGACCAAGUUCUAUGGCACUGUGAAGCUAGACACCAGGAUCUUCGGGGUGGUGGAAUACUGCGAGAGGGGAUCCCUCCGGGAAGUGUUAAAUGACACGAUUUCCUACCCUGAUGGCACGUUCAUGGAUUGGGAGUUUAAGAUCUCUGUCUUAAAUGACAUUGCUAAGGGGAUGUCCUAUCUGCACGCCAGUAAGAUUGAAGUCCACGGGCGUCUGAAAUCCACCAACUGUGUGGUAGACAGCCGCAUGGUGGUGAAGAUCACCGAUUUUGGGUGCAAUUCCAUCCUGCCUCCAAAAAAAGACCUGUGGACCGCCCCCGAGCACCUGCGCCAAGCUACCAUCUCUCAGAAAGGAGACGUGUACAGCUUCGGCAUCAUCGCCCAGGAGAUCAUCCUUCGUAAGGAAACUUUCUACACGCUGAGCUGUCGGGAUCAGAACGAGAAGAUUUUCAGAGUGGAAAAUUCAUAUGGGACGAAACCUUUCCGCCCAGAUCUCUUCCUGGAAACUGCAGAUGAAAAGGAGCUGGAGGUCUAUCUCCUUGUCAAAAGCUGUUGGGAGGAGGAUCCAGAAAAGAGGCCAGAUUUCAAGAGAAUCGAGAGCACACUAGCCAAGAUAUUUGGCCUUUUCCAUGACCAAAAAAAUGAGUCCUACAUGGACACCUUGAUCCGACGUCUACAGCUGUACUCUCGAAACCUGGAACACCUGGUGGAGGAAAGGACCCAGCUGUACAAGGCGGAGAGGGACAGGGCUGACCACCUGAACUUUAUGCUGCUCCCACGGCUGGUGGUAAAGUCCCUGAAGGAGAAAGGCAUUGUGGAGCCAGAGCUGUACGAAGAAGUCACAAUCUACUUCAGUGACAUUGUGGGCUUCACCACCAUCUGCAAGUACAGCACACCCAUGGAGGUGGUGGACAUGCUGAAUGACAUCUACAAGAGCUUUGACCAGAUUGUGGACCACCAUGAUGUCUACAAGGUAGAAACCAUCGGCGAUGCCUACGUGGUGGCCAGCGGUCUGCCGAUGAGAAAUGGCAACCGGCAUGCAGUAGAUAUUUCCAAGAUGGCCUUGGACAUCCUGAGCUUCAUAGGGACCUAUGAGCUGGAGCAUCUCCCUGGCCUCCCCGUGUGGAUUCGCAUUGGAGUUCAUUCUGGCCCCUGUGCUGCCGGUGUGGUGGGGAUCAAGAUGCCUCGCUAUUGCCUGUUUGGAGAUACGGUCAACACUGCCUCUAGGAUGGAAUCCACCGGCCUCCCCUUGAGGAUACACAUGAGCAGCUCCACCAUAGCCAUCCUGAAGAGAACGGAUUGCCAGUUCCUGUAUGAAGUGAGGGGAGAAACGUACUUAAAGGGAAGAGGGACAGAGACCACAUACUGGCUGACUGGGAUGAAGGACCAAGAGUACAACCUGCCAACUCCACCAACAGUGGAGAACCAACAACGGCUGCAAGCUGAGUUCUCGGACAUGAUCGUUAGUGCUUUACAGAAAAGACAAGCCUCAGGCGUGAAGAGCCGGAGGCCCGCUCGGGUGGCCAGCUACAAGAAAGGCUUUUUGGAAUACAUGCAGCUGAACAACUCAGACCACGAUAGCACCUAUUUUUAGACCGAGUGAGGUCUGAGAACUGACAGUAGCAACCUCCGAUAUCCUGAAACUGCAUUUUCCAGGGACCUCAACAACACAGACAAGCGCUUAGCCUCAGUGCCCUGCCUGGAACAUAGAACCAACCCCUCAAGUUGUGUGGGUGUUCAGGUUUUGGUUUUGGUUUGGUUUGUUGGUUGUUUUAUUGAGACAGUCUCGUGUGUCCCAAAUUGGCCUCAAACUCACUGUGUAGCAGCGGAUGACCUUGGACUUCUAAGAUCGUCCAUGCAUGUUCCUGGCAGUGGGAUGAGCCUGUAUACUUCAGAGCUCUGUCCCACAGUUCUCCAUGGAGUGUCAACCUGAAUCGAGGAGGGAGGAAUGCCCUGUGCUGUUCAGAACUUGGGGUUUCGUUCUAAUUUCACUUCUGGUUUGGUUUUAUUUACUGGCUCCUUCUUUCUUUACACGUAAGAAAGAUUUUUAAAUUGUCUGACUUGUAUGUUAAGUAGCUUGUCUCUAAGAAAGUGUGUCUAACUAGUGAUUUUUGUAGAAACCAUGCUGGAUAUUAGGUAAAAAUAAAAGUGUUCAGAGUCUG